Molecule: messenger RNA, 1503 nt
Organism: Diuraphis noxia (Russian wheat aphid)
Lineage: Eukaryota; Metazoa; Arthropoda; Insecta; Hemiptera; Aphididae
Product: Syntaxin 1A
Biological process (GO): exocytosis; intracellular protein transport; synaptic vesicle fusion to presynaptic active zone membrane
Cellular component (GO): presynaptic active zone membrane; endomembrane system; plasma membrane
Molecular function (GO): SNARE binding; SNAP receptor activity
Source: RefSeq, a predicted model, not a curated record
GUUUAAUAUGUUUGAGCUGCAAAACUGAAUAGUAUUUAUUUAUUCCAAUUAUGAUUAAAGAUAGACUGAAAGAGUUACAAGCUGCCAAACAAAAUACAAUCUUCAAAAUUCUAAUUUGUUUUGUGUAUAGAAAAAACGGCUAAAUAGAUAUUAAAUCUAUACCCGCGAUACAGAGUGCAAGUAGUGACCGUCCAUAAAAGUUGAUUAUGUCGUAGUAUGAUGGGUUGUUUUGGAUUAAAAACGAGACACGAUUAAACAAAACGUGGGACAUUAUUUUUGUAUAUUAUGCUCAUUAUAAUAUUAUUUUGGUGUACCUACACAUCAUCAACCAUGGUAUAACGUAUGUAUAUAUAUAAUUAUAUUUUUUACCACAAACAUUACAUACACAAUUGGUUUAUUGUUGUGCCAACUGCAGUCCUGAUCUAUCUGUUGAAAAUGGCACCAAUUAAUUUUCCCUAACACAAUGACUUCAAGGCCUGCAUAUAGAUCGUAGAAGAUGUAUUUCCAAAUCACGUCAAUAGAAUGGAUUCCCGAAAUAACAUGAGAGGAGUGGACAAUGUAGCUUUGGACAUGCAAUACUCAGAGUACAGUUACAUGGAACAUUUUUUCGAUCAGAUAGAACAGUGUCGGAUAAAAAUAAAACAAAUUAAAGAGCACGUAGUGUUGAUGAGGACGUUGCACGGAAAGUUACUACUUCUACCCAGGCAAGAUGAAAAUAUGAAACGAGAAAUAGAUACAAAAACGGAAAAUGUAAAAAAAAUGGGUAAACAAGUCAGCACCACAUUGAAAGGUCUAGAGAAACAGAUCAACCAGGAAGAAGACGAGUCUUCCGGUGACAAUAACGUACAAGUGAGCGCUGCAUUGCGGAUACGAAAAACCCAACACGCCACCACAAUACACAUGUUAGUCGAAGCUCUGGCUGAAUUCAACGCCGAGCAGAUCAUCUACAAAGAAAAAUGCGAGGAACGCAUGCAGAAAGUCGUGUGCAUAGCGAAAGCCGAAAUAUCCAACGAUCAGUUCGACGAGCUAGUCAGCCAGGGCAACUAUUCAGCCGUGUUCAACGGCAACAUAAUUGCCGAAACGUUGGAAGCCAGGAGCACGUUACAAGAAGUCCAAGACAGGCACUUGGAACUGCUGAAACUGGAGAAGAGCAUCCAAGAGCUCCGGGACAUGUUUGUCGAGAUGGCCAUGCUGGUCGAAAAGCAAGGUGACAUAAUUAAUAGUAUAGAACAACACGUUUUAAGGGCUGGAGAAGCUGCUGAAAAUGCCAAAGUAGAAACCAAAAAAGCAGUAAUAUACUCUAGUAAAGCGAGAGUGAAAAAAAUCGUCUUGAUGAUGAUUUGCACCUGUGUGGUCUUAUGCGUGGUAGCGUGGCUGUACUCGAGUUUUUUUGGAAACGAUGAAACCACCGAAACCUGACAUUUCUAUAACUUAUUUUUGUAUAAUAUAUUUUAACUGUUAGGUAAAAUGCUGUGAUAUUUGUGCAAAUAUAUAUAAAUAUAU